Dentiscutata heterogama is the source of this 770-nucleotide messenger RNA. Lineage: Eukaryota; Fungi; Glomeromycota; Glomeromycetes; Diversisporales; Gigasporaceae. The record is from the annotation of a GenBank genome assembly.
AUGAAAGACGUCACGGAUGUUAGUCCUCUAGAAACCUUUAUCUCGGCAUGUUUUAUCAUUAUAGGAUUUACUCUGACUUCAUACUCAUUCACUCGAGGCGUAUUAAUGAAUAAAAUCAGAAUAAGUGGAAGAAAUUCCAAAGCUUAUUGGCUUCUAAUUCCCAUAAAUAUUGCGUUAUUAAUCAAUGAAAUAUUGCUUCCAUUAUUAUUGGUUGCAAGCUCACGCUGUUCAAGCAUUUCAGAAAGGAAUAUUUCAGAUUGCAUUCCUGUGAAUGUAGUAAACGUUAAUAAUUGUUCUGAACAUUCUUUUGUACAAUUAUAUUCUUGGAUAUAUCCAAUUAUUCAAUUUUUUUACAUAAUGUCAAAGCCACUCCUACUGCAUCUUGCUUAUUUACUACUUUCAGUAGUUUUUAGAGAUAUUAGACAAAUUGUCUUUUAUAGUUUUCACAAUUUCAUUCUUAUAAUUCGUUUCUUAGAAUUGAUUUUUAUUUUCAUAAUCAGCAUCAUUCAAAGUACUGCUUGUCAAGAAUCUUAUUGUAGUUCUAUUUGCUUUGGCAUGCCUACUAUCUAUAAGGAGAAAGGCGCUGAAGGCAAUGAUGAAAAAUUAAGUAAUAUUAGUCAUCAAUCUACUCUACUUAUUAUUGAUAUAGUACAACUCACAGCAAUGUGUGUUUACCGAAUAGUUGGAAUUGUGAUCUUUGACUUACCAACUUACACUUUUGCCGACAUUGCAAGUACGGCAUACAACAUCUUUGUGAUGACUACAACAGC